Molecule: messenger RNA, 1437 nt
Organism: Chenopodium quinoa (quinoa)
Lineage: Eukaryota; Viridiplantae; Streptophyta; Magnoliopsida; Caryophyllales; Amaranthaceae
Product: 11S globulin seed storage protein 2-like
Exons: 3
Coding region: 284-1225 (313 amino acids)
Source: RefSeq, a predicted model, not a curated record
GUCCCCUUAUACAUACAUGGCUAUAAGAUUUCCACUAUAUAUAUGGGCUUACAAAUAGAGAUACCAUAUCAAUAUACGUUUUUCAUAUAUUUUUUUUUAAAAAAAAAAGAAAAAAGUUAAAUCCUUUUUGUUUUUCAUUCAAAUAUGGAAAAUAUGAGUUUGGUGCCAUUAGAGUUACCCCAAAAGCUCACCGAUGGAGAAGGGGGAAGCUACUACGCAUGGAACGACGUCGUAUUCCCCUUUCUAGGUGCAGGGCAGGUUAGUGGUGGCUUGCUUAUGAAUUAUGAUGAAGCCUCGUGGGUUUGCUUUCCCUCAUUAUUCUGAUUGUAGUAAGAUUGGUUAUGUUCUUCAAGGUUCAAAUGGGGUAGCUGGUAUAAUGUACCCCGAAUCUAAGGAAGAGAAGGUAGUCAAGCUCGAAAAAGGAGACACAAUAGUCGUCCCAAAAGGUGUUGUUUCGUGGUGGUUCAACGCCGGAAAUGAUGAACUCAACAUCAUAUACUUAGGUGAAACACAUAACGCUAUCAACCCGGGUAACUUCACUUACGGCCUACUAGCCGGAGCCAUCGGAAUUUUAAAGGGCUUCUCGAACAAAACUAUAGCCAAAGCUUAUGACAUUAACGACGAACAAGUGAAUGAACUAGUUGGUUCCCAAAAAGAAGCUUUGAUCUUGAAGCUUGAACAAGGGUUAACCAUGCCUAAACCAUCCAACUAUGAUUUGACUAUUGAAUUCGACGAGGUUAAACCCGAUUUUCAAGUUAAAAAUGGGGGAUCGAUAAGAUUUUUGACAAGUGAAAAGCAAUCUACACUUGAAGGAAUUAAGAUUUGUGGUAGGCUUUUGAAGCUUGAUCCAAAUGCAAUGUUUGGACCGAUUUACUAUGCACAAGAAUCAGGGGUUGAGCUAAGUUAUGUUACUAAAGGAAGUGGUUGGGUUCAAAUUGUGGGAUUAAAUGGACAAAUUGCAUUGGACACCAAAUUAGAGGUUGGUCAGUUGUUUGCUGUCCCAAAGUUUCAUGUGAUCGCAGUUGGUGCUGGUGAUGAAGGAAUCGAAUGUUUCUCUAUUGUGACAACUUCCAAGCCUAGACUCGCUCAAAUAGCCGGAAACAUGUCAUUUUGGAAAACCAUGUCUCCUCAAGUACUACAAGCUUCUCUCAAUGUUACUCCCAAGUUUUGCGAAUUGUUCAUGGACAAGAUUGAGAACACAACCAUCAUUAUGCCACCAAAUUGAGAGUUUUAUUGAGGAUGAACCCUCCAUGAGUAAUUGAUUAUGUUAUGAAUAUGACUUGUAUGAGAAUUAUCUAAAUAAACUAUCAAUAUAAUUAGUAUGAUAUAUGGGGCUAUGGGCUUGCUUCUCCUAAUAAGGUUCUUAAUUAAUUAGGAAUGAUGCAGCAGGAUAUAAUCUAAUAAAUAAUAUCAUCAUCAUCAUUUGUUUUUUGUUAA